AUGCAGGAGAUGGGCAGCACCCAUCGAGGCCCUCAGCGGGUCUUCAGCGUCCUGGAUCGCCUGCUGCUCACACAUCCCGUGUGGCUGCAGCUGUCACUCAACCAGGACUCCGUCCUCUACGUCCUGCUUAGGGAGCCUGUUGGGACAUUUCUGGUGCGUAAAUGCAGCUCCAGCCAGAGGAAGGUGCUGUGUUUGAGAGUGACGGCGGACAAAAGUGCCUCCUCUGUUAAGGAGUGCUUCAUCUGUGAGGACGACUCCACAUUCGCCUUGGAGAGCUCGGCGCUCACCUUCCCUGACCUGUGUCGACUGGUGGCCUUCUACUGUAUCAGCAGAGAUGUGUUGCCCUUCCCGCUGCAGCUACCAGAGGCCAUCGCUAAAGCCACAACACACAGGCAGCUGGAGGCCAUCUCACACAUGGGACAAGAGUUCUGGAGCACACCGACGGCUUCAGAGAUCAAAAACGGACCGGUGUACCCGGUGGCGUCAACCAGCGUCAGCCAGGGCCAGACGUCGGCGGCCCAGGACCUACGUCUGUCCCUGGGUAGACCAGGCAAACUCUGCUUCAUCAACCCGCUCUUCCUACAGCUGGAGGUCAGCAUGCAGCCACAACUCAUUAACCACAGUGCCUCCAAUAAACGGCACCGCUUCAAGCGCAGCAUGCGGCUCCGGCUCUCCGAGUCCUCCAUGAAUCUGUCCCUGGAGGGGGUCGGCUCCUACUCGCCUCCCUCGUCACUGGAGCUGCCGGGAGGGUCAGAGAGGCUGCAGAAGGCCGGCAGCAACCCACAGAGAAAAGUUCACCCUGGGGCGGGCGUGCUGAGGAGAACCCCCGCCGUAUCACCGGGUUCUGUGGAUGAAGAGGACAUGAUGUCUGUCUAUGUGCCACAAACAUCUGCAAAUGUGGAGGGGCCCCCACAGGCCCGGCAGUCCAUCCGGGCAGAGGCGCAAGGCAUCGAGGUGGCGGUUCUGGCCCUGGAGCGCCGCCCGGCUCCGUCCCUCGCCGAGCUCGACAGCAGCAGCUCCUUCAGCAGCAUGGACGAGGACAGCGACUCGGAUUCAGAUCCGGAGAGCAUGGCCCAGGCCCAGGCUCACUUCUACCAGCGUCCGCCGCUCGUGCGCUCUCGAGGCCGCGGCGGGCUGCACCGCAUGAGCGAGGCGUUCGUCUGUUUCUUCGCUCCGGACAAGCGGCUGACGCGACUGGUGGAGGAGCUGUCCAGGGACAGGCGCUCCAUCUUUGGCGGCAUGGUCCAGGACUUCCUCCUGGCACAGAGAGAGGUGCUCAAAUCCCUGGCUUCCUCUUCCUCUUCCUCAUCCUCUUCCCGUGUGACCUCUGUGCAGCUCCUGCAGGGUCUGCGCCUCUUUCUGUCUCAGGCAAAGUGCUGCCUGCUGGACAGCGGAGAGCUGGAGCCUCCCAUCGAGACGCUGGUGCCCGAGAAUGAGAAAGACCUGGCGCUGGAGCGAGCCAUGUUCUCCUGCGUGCUCCGGCCCCUGAGGUCCCACCUGGAGAAAGCUCUGGUGGCGUCGCACAACCAGGACGGCACCAGCCAGCGCCUCACCCAGAACAUGAUCCGCCUGAAGGGGGACGCCGCCAUGGAGCAGCUCGGCGUGCGGACGGGCGUCCCCGACAGCCGCGAGGUGGAGAGGGUGAAGCAGAAGCUGCUCCUGAUGCAGAGGACGCACUCCCCCAUCGACAAGGUGCUGCUGCUGCUGCAAGUGUGCAAGUGUGUGCACAAGGCCAUGGGGUCCUUACACGGACAGGAAGUGAGCUGGGAAGACUUCCUGCCGUCGUUGUCCUACGUGAUUGUGGAGUGCAACAGGCCUCACAUCCUGAUAGAGGUGGAGUACAUGAUGGAGCUGCUGGAGCCCUCCUGGCUCGGAGGAGAGGGUGGGUACUACCUGACCAGCAUGUACGCCAGCCUGUGUCUGAUCCAGAGCCUGGACAGGGAGCAGCAGCUCUCAGGCUGCCUGACCCCGGAGGCCCAGGAGGCUCUGGAGGAGUGGAGCUGCAGACGGAGCCGAGAGGCCCAGAGACAAAAGGAGAGCCAGCAGAGCCAGAGGUGCGUUCGGAUACUGUUCCAGGACGGGGAGCGGAGCGCCGUGCGGACGUUGCAGUGGAGAGCCGGGGAGACGAGCCAGGCCCUGGCGCAGCUGUGCGCCGCCACUUUCGGAGUGUCCGACCCGCAGCAAUACACCUUGUACUGGCGCAGCGGCGGCGAGAUGAGGGCCCUGCCGCCUCAGGCCCAGCCCCAGGACCUGGCCAGCCACAGCGAGGGGGGCCCCUCGCUCUCCUACCUGAGGACCGACCACGACUUCAGCAAGAUGCGGCGGCUCACCAGAGGUGGCGCCGUGGACCUGAGCGAGUCAGUGUGUGAGGAGUGAGUGGGAGGAAUGGAGGAAGGAGGAAGGAGGAGGAGGAGGAGGAGAUGGAUGGUUGCUCUCGCUUUCUCUCUCUCUUUCUCUCUCUCUUGUUCUGUCUCUUUUUUUCUCCGGGCGGUGUGUUGUGUCUCGUCGUGGGUUCAGGACUCGUUUUGAAAAAACCACAGCCCUUCUCCAGACUAGGAGCAGACCUUUAACGGUAAACUCUUUCCUGAAAAAAAUGGACCAACAAUGCCGAGCACAGCAGGACCAACGGUUGUACUAUGUACCACUCAGUGUGGCUGCUGGUGUAAAGCAGUGUACUACUAUUUGUGACAUGGAAAAUGUGUAAUAAAUGGAUUUUGUUUUGUUAUUUGAAACAUGAACCCAGAGUUAUACCGUGAUAGGGAUUACAUCAUUAAAAAACGUGUGGAGGCUCAAAUCCAAAGACAAAUUCUGUGAGACUACUGUUGCCUGGAAACAAAAAUCACUUCCUGUACGCACACGAGAAGGCAAAUUGUCCACCGUGGUGAUGUAACCCUUUCACAGUAUAGUUCUGGGCAACAAUCUAAAAAGACACUUGGAUGUUUUAUUACUUCACUUUUAUGUUGGAUGGAUACCACGUUGUUAACGGCUUUUUUUCGGUGCCCCCUGGAAUACAGUUAGACAAAAAAAAGGGUGAGAUGUGUUAUAGCCGAGACCAAACCUCAAUACCAAAGUGACAAAAAAACACAGAUAAAGAGAGGCCACCUUGUGAUACAACAGGUGUUUACCUUGAAAGAAAUGUCAAGCUCGAGGGAAGCUUUUAAAUCAGCUGUUUAUUUUUAGAGUCAACCACGGAGACAAUUUUAUUUUUUUGCUUAUUUUAGUGCAGACUCUCCUCCCCGCUGGCGUAUUCUAUUAAGUGUUUUUUGGCAGGUGGAGUAAUGAGCGAGUGGGAGGGAAGUGACAAGAAAAGCAUCGGGCUCUCUUGUUUUUUAAAACCCGAGUGAGAAACAACAUCACAUCGACGCGCCGAGACAACCUGCGACAGAUUUACUGAAUGACUUGCGAAUGUAUUAAAAACGUGUCAGACUUUAAUCCCUUCACAACUGCAUUCAUUUCACCUUUCAACUCACCGCUUUUUUGAGUUCUACUGUUUCUCUUGGCCGUACUGUAAAAUAACGUCACGACCGGUCUGACCAAUAAACCAGGACCUCUCGGUGACUGGUAGAAUGUAAAUGUCAAAGGUCACCAGCUUCUGGUAGCUCCUGCUGCAAGUCAUCACUAUCAACUGACUGUUCUACUCCGUGUCAUUAUCAAUUAUCACGUUGUGUAUUUUAAAACUAACUUUUAAUUGUUCAACUUGUCGGGUAGAUAUCAAACCUAAGUAUGGAUUUUCAACAUAUCGGGAGUUUUUAAAUCAGCUGAGGGGGUUCAUUUUGAGAACUAUGACUCUGUGUUUUGAACAUUAUUGCAUGCUUUUUCAUUUAACGUGAAGGUUCUGCGAAUGUGGUGCGCGUGAAGCAUGUGUUCAUUGUGAGAGCUCACUAUUUCUUUUUCUUUCUUUUUUUUUUCGGUGUGAAAAAACACAUUACUGUAUUUUGUCAGGUAACUCCGUAUCGCAAUAAAAAAAAUUGCAAUAUCUGUUGA
Molecule: messenger RNA, 3984 nt
Organism: Anarrhichthys ocellatus (wolf-eel)
Lineage: Eukaryota; Metazoa; Chordata; Actinopteri; Perciformes; Anarhichadidae
Gene: rin1b
Product: Ras and Rab interactor 1b
Exons: 11
Coding region: 1-2376 (791 amino acids)
Biological process (GO): vesicle-mediated transport
Cellular component (GO): cytosol; endocytic vesicle
Molecular function (GO): small GTPase binding; guanyl-nucleotide exchange factor activity
Source: RefSeq, a predicted model, not a curated record